AUGGGCGAUAAAGACACUUUCGUUUGUGAAGGAAUGGGAAAUCCGGAUGAAAUUCGUAAAGCUGCUGGAAAAAUUCGUCAUGACAUUGGAAAUGUUAGUAUUGUUGUUAAUAAUGCAGGUGUUGUGACAUGUAAGAAUGUGUUAGACUUGGAUGUUGCAGAUAUUCGAAAGACAUUUGCUGUUAAUAUACAAUCACAUUUCUAUAUUAAUCAACAGUUUCUUCCAGCUAUGAUCGAUCGUCACUUUGGACAUAUUGUAGCAAGUUACAUGGAAUGUCUAGAAGAUGAAAUUUUUCGUUCAAAAUGUCACGGUGUUCAUAUAACAAUCGUCAUCAGUGGUCCAAUAAAAGGUGGUCUGACAAAAAAAGUGACAGAAAUAGUCAUUCCAGAAUCAGUUAAUUUCAUGUCAUCAACAGAUGUAGCAAGAAAAAUUGUUCAGGGUGUUAUAACAAAUCAAAAAUUUUUAUAUAUUCCAAAAUGGUAUCGUUUUCUCGAAUUUAUGAAAUCUUUUUUACCUUAUGAUGCAUUCAAAUCUAUUUUACAUUAUGUACUCAAUGUUAAUGAUCCAAAUUUAAAAAGAAAUCGUCCACGUCCCAUGAAAACCUAA
Messenger RNA from Didymodactylos carnosus, 606 nucleotides. Lineage: Eukaryota; Metazoa; Rotifera; Eurotatoria; Philodinida; Philodinidae. The record is from the annotation of a GenBank genome assembly.